ACAGUCUGGUUGGCAAUUAGUUUUUAAAGCAAAAUACAAGAUAGUUUAAUGUACAACGUAGCGGUAAAUGUUCUAAGGUCGAAUGAAAAAAUGAUGCCAUUCAUGGGCUGAAAAUUGUCCUCACAAGCAGGAAAUCGAACAGAAAAAUGGUUAAACCUACACCGAUGGAAGAAAAGCUGAAAUAUUCGCUGAAAUAUUCGCUGCUGCGCGAUUUAAAUGACAGCCAGAGUAUAUGGACCAGAGGUGAGAAACGAACAUGGUUCCUAACGUUGCUGGCUGGAACAUGCAUGCUUUACUCGACACGAACAACAAUGCCUCUCCUAGUUCCUGCGGUUGCUUCGGAGCGCAAAUGGAGCAAAACUGACUCAGGAACUGUGUUGAGCUCAUUCUUCUGGGGUUACACUUUGACGCAAGUACUCGGUGGUUACCUCAGCGAUAAAUUCGGUGGACAGCGAGUGAUUUUACUAGCCGCUAUUGGGUGGUCUCUCAUCACUUUCUGGAUGCCAAACAUCAUUACGUCGGCAUCAUACCUGUCAAGCUACUCUAUACCGUUUAUUGUAACAGUUCGGAUUAUUAAUGGGGCCUGCCAGGGAGUUCAUUUCCCUAGUAUGAUAAGCAUCACUAGUCAGAACCUGUGUGCGAACGAACGCACCAGCUUCUUCAGUAUUCUUACAUCCGGAUCCGCGUUGGGUACACUACUUACAGGUAUCCUAGGAUCAUUUAUUUUGGACUACUUUGGAUGGCCGACGGUGUUCAGGGUCAUUGGUUCUCUAGGAUUAUCGUGGACCCUUCUGCUGCGCUAUUACACGAUGUCUUCCGAUCGCAAUCGGAUUAUUAACAUUUCGCAACCGAGCCGGAUUUGCUCGAAGCUAGGUUCUACCGAAGCCGUUCCUUGGCUACGGUUGUUUGGAAGACUUUCUUUCUGGGCCUGUGUGCUGGCACAUGCCUGUGAAAUGAAUUGCUUCUUUGUGCUACUGUCCUGGUUGCCAACAUAUUUCCAUGAGAAUUUCCCCCAGGCUAAGGGUUGGGUGGUAAAUAUGAUACCGUGGCUGGCACUGCCACCAGUAACUUUUUUCGGUAAAAUUUUAACCGAGAAACUGACGGCGAGACAAUGGUCUUUGACACGAACUAGAAAGCUGGUGCAAAGCAUCUGCUUUAUAGGUCAAAAUAUUGCUCUAUUCAUAAUGUGUCACACACAGGAGUUCAACACGGCUCUGACUUGUAUGUCAAUUAUUAUCGGUCUAUCGGGUUUGCACAAUAAUGCUGUGACAGUGAAUCCACAGGAUCUAGCCCCUAGCCAUUCGGGCAGCGUGUUUGGUUUAAUGAACACGGUAGGAGCUAUACCAGGGUUUCUAGGCGUAUAUCUGGCUGGUCACAUCUUAGAACUUACCCAAAGCUGGUCUGCGGUGUUCAGCACUGCCGCGGCAAUCAACACUGUCGGGUGGUUUGUAUUCACACUCUUUGGUGCGACAGAAGCGAUCAUUUAAAAACUAAAAUCAUGAAUGAAUCGUUCGCAUUUUGAAUAUGCUAAAGUAAUACGAAACACAUAGUGAAUUUUUCGAUAUUGUACAAGUUAGUUAAAAAAUACGACUAAUAUUUGUAACCUCAUUUCUAGCCCAAAAUGAACAAAAAUACUGCUGACAUAGUGACUGGAAAUUGAUCUUUUUUUAAUUCAACUGAGGAAAAAAAGCUUGUGCUAUUCUGGGAAAAAUAAAUUUCAUCAUACAACAUACGAACAACCGUUUUUGUCAUCUCCUGGAAAACUGGACAGAAAAUUUCUCUCAAAGGAAGAAAAAGUUAAUGCAAACUAUAAUUUA
Molecule: messenger RNA, 1817 nt
Organism: Sabethes cyaneus
Lineage: Eukaryota; Metazoa; Arthropoda; Insecta; Diptera; Culicidae
Gene: MFS18
Product: solute carrier family 17 member 9
Exons: 4
Coding region: 147-1487 (446 amino acids)
Biological process (GO): transmembrane transport
Molecular function (GO): transmembrane transporter activity
Source: RefSeq, a predicted model, not a curated record